UAGGGUGUUGAGACACAGCUAGAGACACAGAUAGAGAUGGCUGAGACACAGAUAGUCAUGGAUGAGACACAGAUAGUCUUGGAUGAGACACAGGAAGACAUGGAUGACAAACUGAAAGACAUGGCUGAGACACAGAUAGUCAUGGAUGGCACACAAAUAGUCUUGGCUGAGACACAGAUAGUCAUGACUGAGACACAUAUAGAGAUGGCUGAGACACAGAUAGUCAUGACUGAGACACAGAUAGUCAUGGAGGAGACACAGAAAGAGAUGGAUGACACCCCGAAAGACAUGGUUGAGACACAGAUAGUCUUGGACGAGACACCGAAAGACAUGGACGAGACACCGAAAGACAUGGAUGAGACACCGAAAGACAUGGACGAGACACCGAAAGACAUGGACGAGACACAGAUAGUCUUGGACGAGACACCGAAAGACAUGGACGAGACACCGAAAGACAUGGAUGAGACACAGAAAGACAUGGAUGAGACACCGAAAGACAUGGAUGAGAUACGUACUUCUUCCGUGUUUGUCACUGAAGGAGACAGUCGCAGUGGCAGCUAUGGAGGGCAGAGACAGGAGGAGGUGGAUGGAGAGGUUCCCGGGGGGUUGCUGGAGACAGAGAAGACGCCAGGCCAGGGACAGGGCACCCUAGAACAGCUGAGACAGAGACAGCAGGAGGACCAGGAGGAGAUGGAGGAGUUGAACCGCAGGAGAGAGGAGAAACGCAGAGCCAGGGAGGAGGAGGAGCACCAGAGAGAGAAAGAGGAGCAGCGCAGACAGGAGCAGGAGGAGGAGGAGAGGAAGAGGGUGAAAGACGGGAUGGAGAGCAGGAGGGCGUCGGCUUCAGAGAGAAGGAUGAAGAACCUCAGUAUUUCCAGCAUUGAGGGAGACGAGUCCUUCAGCCCCUUCAGUCCCAUGAGCCCCACCUUCAAGAAUGACACGGAGGAGAGGAUGACGUCUGAGAAUACCUGCACGAUCAACGAGAGGACUGAGUCUCUGAACCGCUCUCUGCAGAAAAGUAACAGCAUCAAGAAGACCCAGCCUCCCAUCCCCAUCUCCAAGAUCGACGACAGGCUGGAACAGUACACUCAUGCCAUAGAGACGUCCUCUAAGGAAGCCAAGGCUGCCAGGCAGCAGGCUCUGACGGACCUGCCCAGCCCCACUGAGCCUGUGGCCUCCAAGAAGAACCUGUUUGAGGCCGGAGAAGCUUGGAGCCAGACGCCCAGGGAAACACCUUCCAAGGAUACAGAGGGUCUGAACGUAGGCGUGGCCGACCUCAUCCACCAAUGGGUGAAAGGGAACCCAGACGGAAGCUGCAAAAGCCUCUCCAAGCCAGCAGAGGUGAAGGCCGGUGAUGUUCUGAGCAAGAAGAACCUCUGGGAGAACCUAGGAGACUCUUCCCCGUCUGGGAGAGCAGGGAAGGGAGCUUCCUCUGGUAAAAAGUACAAAUUUGUGAUGAUGGCUCACGGCAAGUAUGAGAAGGUUGCCGUCGGUGAUGAUGAUUACAACGAGCACACAAACGGGAAAUCAACUGGACAAUGACUUGAGGAAUGGUGAAGAACAGACGUUGGACUGUGAUUUACUUCAACGAUCACUUCACAUCAUAUUUAUCAUUCAUUCCAUUUAGCCGACAUAUUCCUCUUAAAAACAACAUUUAGAUCAACAUUUCUGAAGCAUAUGCAGCAUGUUAUGUGUACCAGUGGAUUUUCUCUAUAGCAACACACUGCCAACCUGGUAUAAAAUUAUUCACAAACGGUCAAAAAUAUACAAUUAUGCAAAAAUAUUAAUGUUUGUACUCGUUUAUUUUGGACAAUCUUAUCCAUGAUGUCUUUUAGUGAAUAAUGUGUUUUAAUUUACUAUUUUGUUAACUUUAAUAAAAAAUAAAAAAAAUAAAGUAAAUGAAUGAGGUAAAUGUGCCA
Molecule: messenger RNA, 1919 nt
Organism: Salvelinus namaycush (lake trout)
Lineage: Eukaryota; Metazoa; Chordata; Actinopteri; Salmoniformes; Salmonidae
Product: non-muscle caldesmon-like
Exons: 11
Coding region: 37-1542 (501 amino acids)
Biological process (GO): muscle contraction
Molecular function (GO): myosin binding; calmodulin binding; actin binding
Source: RefSeq, a predicted model, not a curated record